Molecule: messenger RNA, 447 nt
Organism: Lachancea fermentati
Lineage: Eukaryota; Fungi; Ascomycota; Saccharomycetes; Saccharomycetales; Saccharomycetaceae
Source: the annotation of a GenBank genome assembly
AUGUCUUUUUUCAGCAGGUUGUUCAAAAGGAAGAAAGAUGAUAAGUCAACUACGGUGGAAGUUAACGAUUUAGUGGUCGAGGAUGGAGAUCUGGACUAUGUGUAUGUUUACAAGAGCAGUGGUCAAAAACCUAAGAAACAGAAAAACUACGAGAUAUACAUGGAAGACCCAUCAGAGGUAGACGUGAGCGCCUGGGAAAUGGCAAAAGCCUGGACUCGUCGGGACAGCGAGUCGGGAGGUUCCCACAAACGCGAUCGUCUAGCUCAAAAGCUUGACAACAUCCGCCACGCACCAUUGAGCUCAGGUAGGGCGCGCGGUCCACUCCACGUGGUGGAAUAUGAGGACGAGUGCAUGAACGAGUCGUUGCAAUUGCAAUUCGACGACAAGAGACACCGCCAAGAGAAGGUUGAGAAUCGCCGGGUCAAAUUUAACAAGCACAUGACGUGA